Messenger RNA from Trifolium pratense (red clover), 1863 nucleotides. RefSeq names its product ABC transporter E family member 2-like. The record is from RefSeq and is a predicted model, not a curated record. Bases 1 to 1863 code for a protein of 620 amino acids. Lineage: Eukaryota; Viridiplantae; Streptophyta; Magnoliopsida; Fabales; Fabaceae. Gene Ontology annotation, molecular function: iron ion binding; ATP hydrolysis activity; ribosomal small subunit binding. Gene Ontology annotation, biological process: translational termination; translational initiation; ribosomal subunit export from nucleus. The transcript has 8 exons.
AUGACGAUACAUGGUGAUGCCGGAUGUUUUGUUUGCGCCGUCGUCGAUAACAUGACGCGUAUUGCCAUCGUUAACAACGACAAAUGCCAACCCAAAAAGUGUCGUCAAGAGUGCAAGAAGAAUUGUCCUGUCGUCAAACAAGGAAAAUUAUGUAUCGAGGUUACUUCUGUGUCCCAGAUUGCUUACAUAUCUGAGGAAUUGUGCACUGGAUGCACUAUGUGUAUUAAGAAAUGUCCUUUUGGAGCCAUCAAAAUUAUCAACUUGCCAGAGAAUUUGUUGGACAAAGAUACCACUCAUAGAUAUGGUCCUAAUACCUUUAAGCUACACAGGUUGCCGGUUCCCAGGCCGGGGCAAGUGCUUGGUUUGGUUGGGACAAAUGGAAUUGGGAAGUCCACUGCACUUAAGAUUUUGGCUGGAAAUGUGAAGCCCAACUUGGGUCGUUUCAAAGAACCCCCUGAUUGGCAGGAAAUUUUGACCCAUUUUCGAGGAUCUGAAUUGCAGAAUUACUUUACUCGCAUGCUAGAGAAUGAUUCGAAGGCUAUCAUCAAGCCUCAGUAUGUUGACCAUCUUCCAAAAUCUGUGCAAGGGAACGUGGGGCAGUUGUUAGACCAACAAAAUGAGAGAGAUAUGAAGGAACAGAUUUGUGCUGAUCUUGAGCUUAAUCAAGUUUUAGACCGUAAUGUUGGUGAUCUUUCAGGGGGUGAGCUCCAAAGGUUUGCCAUUGCAUAUGUUGCCAUCCGAAAUUCAGAGAUAUACAUGUUUGAUGAACCUUCCAGUUAUCUUGAUGUGAAACAAAGGCUGAAAGCUGCUCAAGUUGUUCGGUCAUUGCUCAGGCCUAAUAGCUAUGUAAUUGUUGUCGAGCACGAUCUUAGUGUUUUGGACUACUUAUCAGACUUUAUUUGCUGUUUGUAUGGCCAACCUGGUGAAUACGGUGUUGUAACACUCCCUUUCUCAGUCAGAGAAGGAAUUAAUAUCUUCUUGUCCGGCUUUGUUCCAACAGAAAAUCUUAGGUUUCGGGAUGUCUCUCUUACUUUCAAGGUUGCAGAGACUCCAGAGGAAAUUGCUGAGGAAGUUCAAACUUAUAAUCGAUUCAAAUACCCAACCAUGACUAAAACUCAAGGCAAUUUCAGGCUUCGUGCAGUUGAAGGAGAAUUUACAGAUUCACAGAUUAUUGUGAUGCUGGGUGAGAAUGGGACAGGAAAGACAACAUUCAUUCGUAUGCUGGCUGGUUUGUUGAAACCCGAUACUAUAGAAGGUGGAUCUGAUGUGGAGAUGCCCGAGUUCAACGUAUCAUACAAACCUCAGAAAAUUAGCCCAAAGUCCCAAUUAUCUGUUAGAAACUUGCUACAUCGAAGAAUCCCUGAUGCAUAUACUCAUCCCCAGUUUAUUUCAGAUGUGAUGAAGCCACUACUUAUAGAACAGUUGAUGGACCAAGAGGUUCAAAAUCUUUCUGGUGGAGAGUUGCAAAGAGUUGCCUUAUGCAUGUGUCUUGGAAAGGAUGCAAACAUCUAUCUGAUAGAUGAGCCAAGUGCAUAUCUUGAUUCGGAACAACGUAUUGUUGCUGCAAAAGUCAUCAAGAGGUUUAUUCUUCAUAGAAAGAAAACAGCCUUUAUCGUUGAGCAUGAUUUCAUCAUGGCAACUUAUCUUGCUGACAGAGUUAUCGUUUACGAGGGUCAACCUUCAAUUGAUUGUACUGCAAAUUCUCCACAAUCAUUGCUUACUGGGAUGAACCUUUUCUUAUCUCAUCUUGAUAUCACAUUUAGAAGAGACCCAACUAAUUACCGCCCAAGGAUCAACAAACUUGGAUCAACAAAGGACAGAGAGCAAAAGAAUGCUCGGACUUAUUAUUACCUUGAUGACUGA